ACAUAAUUUUCUGUUUAUUUAAAAAAAUCAAAAUAAUAUUAAAAUUUUAUGACUUUUUUUUUGCCAAAGAGGGUAAAGGAUCUCCCUCCAUUAGAGUCAGAUUCUGAAAAUGAUAAAACACCAGCUAAAAGGAAAACAGUUCCAAAUAUUUUAGAAGCUAAGGAUGCUACCAAAAAUUCAUUGUAAGUCAGUAACUUAUUAUAUACACACUUUUUUAUUCCAAUUUUUUUUAGCUGCCCCAAACGAGUAUCUGAAUUGUCAAUUUUAGAUUUUGAUUCGGAUGAUGAAAAAAGUCAGGACAAUUUAAAUUGUGCUAUCUUGAAUGAAUCGUUUUUGUUUAGUCCUGCAAGCGAUAAACAUUACAUGGAAGAUAAAUACUAUGGUAAAAAUAAGAAUAUACGAAGUUCAAAUGACAUUGAUACUGGUUAUGGAGAUUCUUUCUUAAUGAAUUUCAAUAAAUUAAGUGUGAAUGCAUCAAAAAAGAAAAACGAAAACAUACAAAACUUAAAACAAGGAAAAUCAUUAAUAGAAAAUGUUUUGGAAAAAGAAAUUUCUGAAAAAAAAAAUCAAAAUGAUUUUAAAACUUUUAAAAUUUGUAAUGAGGAUGAAAAUGUAAACGAAAUUAUAGCUAAGGCAAAUUCUCCAAAAAAAUCCAGUUCAAUAAAAAAUCAAAUUUUACGAACUAAAACUGAUACACAAAGGAUAAAUAAUGUGGAAGAAACUACACCUUUUAAAAUUGGCGAAAAAUCUGAUAUUGCAACACCUCAAAUUUCAUUUCAAAUGCAUCCUUUAAGGAAAAAUUUUUUGACAUCCACCGUACAAAAAAGUACUGCAAAUGAAUUCAAAUUACAAAAAGUAUUAUUUCAAACGCCGUACACAGCUUCUAGACCUGCGAUUUCAUCUUUGCCUGCAAAUAUUUCUCUCGAUUUUGAUGAAUCUGUCAAAUCGCGUAUUAUGGAAGAAAAAAGUCCUGAGAAAAAAGAUAUAACAUCCAAACCUAAUUUCACUACAGAUCAGACAGGAACGAAAAAGUUAGAAGAAGUUGGUACAGCUUCAAUGCAAUCGAAAAAUACCGAGGAGAUUAUUAUAAAUAAGAAACAAUACUUUAUAAUAAAAAAGUUAGGUUCUGGAGGUUCCAGCAACGUUUUUUCUGCUAAAAUGAAGGACACGAAUUCUUUAUGUGCUAUUAAGAUUGUCGAUUUAAGAACAGAAAAAGCUGUUGCUGAUGGUUAUCUCAAUGAAACACGUUUGCUUUCAAAGCUUCAGGGUAAUAUCAACGUUGUUAAUUUAUACGAGUAUGAGCAUCUUCCUAAAGAAUGUAAACUUUAUAUGGUGAUGGAAAAGGGAGACUCAGAUUUGCACAAAACUCUUCAAAGUUAUGAAACCCAUUUACCCUUAUAUGUUUUAGUUAAUUAUUGGUACCAGAUGCUUCAAUCUGUCAAUUAUAUUCAUGAAAAUGGUAUUAUUCAUUCCGAUCUGAAACCAGCGAAUUUCUUAGUAGUUAAUGGAAGAUUAAAAUUGAUUGAUUUCGGAAUUGCCAGUAAUAUUGCAAUAGAUUCUACUAGCAUUAUAAAAUUUUCACAAGCAGGAACAUAUAAUUAUAUUAGUCCUGAGGCUUUAAUUGACAUAUCAUCAGAUAAUAGCCCUUCGAAAAACGAUCAACCAAAAAUUAAGAUUUCUACAAAAUCAGAUGUUUGGUCAUUGGGAUGUAUUUUAUAUCUUAUGUUAUACAAAGAAACACCAUUUGGUCGUAUAAAAAAUAUAUUCACGAAGGUGAAUGCUAUAACAAAUCCUAAAACUGUGAUAGAAUAUCCUGAACUGCCAAUGUAUUAUCCUGCUAUGCUAAAUAAUAUGGCAAAAAAAUGUUUAAUUCAUCACCCAAAAGAACGUAUUUCAGUGGCUGAAUUAUUAAAAUUUCCAUUCAAUAUGAUAAUCCAAUUAGAUAAAAAAAGUGAAUAGUAUUAAUUAAAACAAUAU
Condylostylus longicornis is the source of this 1977-nucleotide messenger RNA. RefSeq names its product dual specificity protein kinase Ttk (gene Mps1). NCBI's taxonomy places the organism in Eukaryota, Metazoa, Arthropoda, Insecta, Diptera, Dolichopodidae. Gene Ontology annotation, molecular function: protein serine/threonine/tyrosine kinase activity; protein serine/threonine kinase activity; ATP binding. The record is from RefSeq and is a predicted model, not a curated record. Gene Ontology annotation, biological process: mitotic spindle assembly checkpoint signaling; protein localization to kinetochore; meiotic spindle assembly checkpoint signaling. The transcript has 8 exons. Gene Ontology annotation, cellular component: nucleus; kinetochore; spindle.